Molecule: messenger RNA, 2818 nt
Organism: Trichobilharzia regenti
Lineage: Eukaryota; Metazoa; Platyhelminthes; Trematoda; Strigeidida; Schistosomatidae
Source: the annotation of a GenBank genome assembly
ACCUAGUGAAGAGAUAAAAACGAAUGGUAACUUCAGCUAUACUACUAUUACAACAACUAUUACUAUUAUUCUUCGUGUAUUUACCAGAAUAAAAACUCAAGCAAUCCAGCACAAAAGACAUUGAAUCCUAUUUUAAAAUAUGCUUUCUUGUAAUAUUAUGAAUAACAGAGUAUUGAUCUUAUUUUUAAGUCUCUCUGUAACUAUCCUGUCCGUGAGUGGUUUCAGAAUGAAACUACCUAGCUGGAAUGAUGUCUACGGUUAUGAAGCUAUAUGGAAUUCUCCAAUUAAAAAUGAAGAAAAAGUGAAUAAUCAUAAUACUAAAGAAAAUUUCAGUAAUACAUCUAAUAAAAUUUUCAAAAAACAAAAGUUAACAAACUCAAAAAAUCAUGGUUUCGCUGAAAAUUUAAUGCUUAUCGAUGGUGUAGCUAAAAAUGAAGGGACUGUGCUAAUUAAUCGACACGGUAAAUGGGGCACAAUAUGUGAUGACAAUUGGACACUGAAAGAGGCAAAUGUUGUAUGCCGUAUGCUGGGUUAUCCGCAUGCCCUACAAGCUACAACAAGAGAUUAUUUCUUUUCAAAUAGUGAAUAUGAUUAUUUAAUGGAUGAUGUUUAUUGUAAAGGGAGUGAGUCACAUUUGAAUGCAUGUGUUUAUUGGACGGAACAUGAUUGUUUAAAGCGUGAAGAGGCUGGUGUUAUCUGUCUUAACCCUGAACCGAUAAAAUGGCAAUACAAUGUUAGAAAUCCACUAAUUGAAAAGUUAUCCCCUACUGAAGUGAAAAAAAUGCGAAAGCAAAUAUUUUGGAGUGAGGUAGAAAAACUAAACACUAACGGUCUUCAUAAGAUCAAAGUUCGUGUCCCGCAUGGUGGUAAUCGUCAGGUGCUUACUAGUUCUAUAUGUAUUGAUAAUUUUCGUGGAGCAGAAGCAAAUGUAGCCUGUCGAAGUGCUAAUUAUCCAUUCGCUGCAUCAUUUUCAUCGGUACCAUUGAAAAACAUGAAUUUGACUAAACUUUAUCCACUUGUACGCAUUGGACAUUGUUUUGGAAAUGAGUCAAGGUUAGAAGAUUGUAUCACUUUUACGGAUCCGAAUGGUGUACCAUGUUCAAAUAAAAGUUUAGGAAUUGUGGUCAACUGUACAACAGUCUUAGCGGAUUUAGAACCAGAUGUACAAGCUUUAGAAGCUUCAGCCUACAGUAGUAUGAUUCCAUUAUUUCAAGCACAAUGUGCCUUAGAAGAGAACUGCUUCCCACCGAGUGUGUACAACUUAAUAAAUAGAAAUCGACAUUUAGCUUUAAUGCAUAUGCGUCGAUUAUUGCGUUUCUCAUCAAUUAUACACAAUGUUGGUACAGAUGUAUUUCGUCCACAUGAACCACCUGAACGUUGGAUAUGGCAUGCAUGUCAUAUGCAUUAUCAUAGUAUGAAAGUAUUUUCCUAUUACAAGGUAAUCAAUGCUAAACAACAACUUAUGGCUGUUGGUCAUAAAGCAAGCUUUUGCCUAGAAGAUAAUGCCUGUAAAACAGGUUAUAAAAAGCAUUUUGUUUGUUCAACAACAGUGAUGACACGUGGUGAUCAAGGUAUCAGUCCUGGCUGUCAAGAUAAUUACUUUCAUGAUUAUGAUUGUCAAUGGUUAGAUAUUACAGAUUUAAUUCCUGGUGAAUAUACAUUUCAACUGAUUUUAAAUCCAGACUUUUUAGUACCUGAAAUCAGCUAUGCUAAUAAUGCUAUUGAAUGUCGUCUAUCUGUAGGCCAUUCACAUCAUCGUUAUGCUGUAUUAUCUAAAUGUCAUUUAUUGCAUCCAUAUGACUUAUAGAGACAUCAAAACACACACCUAAACACACACACACACAUGCAAGUGCAACUUUAUACAACAAACGGACAAAUAAACACGUUAAUUGUGCAUACUACUUAUUUCAUCAUUUCAAAAGAACAAAAAAGACAGUAUGUUGAAUUAUGACGCACAAUAUUAACUCACAUUUAGAUACCUUUUAUGUUAUAUAAAUAUACAGUUGAGGUGAUUUAAUAUUUAAAAAUUUACAAGAAAAUGAAAUAUGGUCAUAUUAAAUUAUCAUUAUUACUAUUAUUAAUAUAUAUAACUGAACUUCGAAAAAAGAGUAGAGCAACCAAAAAAGAAACAAUAAAUAUUAUCAGUUUUAAUGACUUCUGAACUAUUCGAUCUCCACAUCAUUAACUUUACGUUCUUUAUUAGAAAGCCAUUGGUACAGUGUACUCAUUUCGAAGGCAGGUAUUUCUUCACUAUUUUUCUUCGUAUUGAUCAUAAAGCCUCAUUGAUCAACCACUUCUAUACACUGUCAUAUUUGAUAGUUGAUUGAUUUUAUGCAAUAUGACGGUGAUUCAAGAUGGAAAGUAAAAAACUCUGAACCCAAAAGCCACCGGACUACUGGCUUCAGGCUCUAGAUAACGACUGUAAUCAUUGGUUGGCUAGCUAGUUAUGUUAUUAUUCCCGUCGGUUCCUAGUGGAACAUAGGGAUUCAACGGAACAUCCCCAUUCCAUCCUGUUCUCUGAAGUCUGCCGUCUUAGCCAACUCCACCAUUGCCUAUAGGCUUAUAUUUCUUCCUCAAACGAUCUCCUCCAUGACACCCUAAGACACACGCCCAAAACGUCGUUUCGAAUAUUCGGGUUCUAAUCGAUGGUAUGGCGUGUGCAGUGGUUAUGAAAAGGCAUUUACUUAUUAUUCCAUUGCAUAAUAUUCGGAUGUUUCAUUUCGUAGAAAUCUAAUUGAUUUCAAGAGAGACCUCGGUAAAUUUAUAAAAACACAAAACCACUAUUGACUGGUAGUUGAACUCGAGGUGGAUUUAGUGA